GGUGUGCAUUAUUUCGGAUAUUUGUUGCUAUUUUUCAUUAUCGCUCGUAUCAAGGGUGAAUGUGGAAUAUAAAUCAAUACUACAAAACCUUGUAUAUCCUUUAGCGGAGUUUUUUUCACAUCCAUUUCAUUAUCUUACACAUAAACACAAUAAAACAAUAGUUUCUGUUUGAAAACAUUUGAUUUGGAUUCGUAUUUAUUAUUAAAUUUUGACAGUUACAUGUGACGAUGUGGAGUUUAAUUUUAACAACAUGGAUAUAAAAGUACGCGAGUGUUCGAAUGAUUGUUGGAGUGCUAAUAGUUAACAUUAAGUCAUCAAAUAUUAUAAACAUUAUAACGGUUUUUACGGCCGAUACAUUUUUGACAAUGACGUCAAAAACUUUCACGCUUAUUCUGAUCAUCACAUUCCUAAUUCUUGACGUAACGUGGGCCCUAAACUUUCUUCAAAGUUCAAACACCUACGCCCGAUUCCCGAAAUGGAACGCCUGCAAAAACGCUUCGAUCAGUUUCGAGUUCCGGACCCGGUUUCCUUCAGCGCUGCUCAUGUACACAGACGAUAACGGCGUUAAUGAUUUCCUGGAAAUAAUGAUCGUGAACGGAAGUGUCCGACUGCGCAUGAACUUCGUCGACGGAAAAGACAACCCGAUCGAGAUAAUCGUCGGGCAACGUAUAGGCGAUUUUAAUUGGCACAGAGUGGAGGUACGACGUAACCGUAUGGAGACGUUAUUUUACGUGGAUCAUUUCCAUGAUAGUCGAGUUGCCUUCGGGUCGGAUUUCAACUUUGGCGACGUCAGCACUAAUAAUUACGUGUUCUUUGGAGGACUUCCGCAGACAUACGCCAACAUAUCCCGCCUGAGCAAGCUUUCGCUGACGUCCGCGUUCUUCGAGACACGGUUUGUGGGUGAAGUACGUAACGUCAUUUACGAGAACUGCACGUGUCAGCCCCAGCGCGUGCGGAUGAUCGAGGGCAUUUCUUUAUCACGUGAACCGCAGGAAGCGUGUGACGUCACUAACAACUGUGGCGCGUGUCUUUGUAUCAGCGGGGACGAGCGACACGGCUGCCAGUGCCAGGGUUUCAGCUGCGAACAUGACCAUGACACUUACUAUCGGCUUCCAAUGGAUAAGAUCACGGGAACCAGUGUGGACAACCCUUCCGGUCUGGAUGCGCAGGUGCUCGGAAGUCCUCAACUGGUUCGCGGCCCAGUGAACAACGCGCUAAAAAUAGACUGCGAUCUUGAGGCUGUCAAGGUCACCGGGCCAGGUCACCGACAAGAAUGCUUUGGCGACCUCAGCAUGUGUCCGAAAGGGUAUACGCUCUCGAUGUGGCUCAAAAUAGACCGUCUCGGAAGUGGCCAGAGUGUUUUCUUAUCCAAUGGCGGGGAGAGACAAGACUCGCACGGUGUGGCAAUGAUGUACGAACACGGCCGAAUGGAAUGGGUGUUCCGCAUGAAAACCGGCAAUGAGUGGCGCGUGACAGCUAACAACGUUUUUGCGCAAAAAUGGUAUCACGUGACGGCAACAUGGCGACAAGACAAAGGUCUCACUUUGUACAUCAAUGGUCGCAAAGCGGCAUAUGAAAGCAUGUACACAGUUAGGUAUCCUCUUAACGGGACUGUGUAUGGGCAACGUCCUGAAGCGUUGACGUUAACAUCAUCAAAACGUACACCAUCGGUGGAUGACUUCAUUAUUUGCCAAUCAAAUAACGUCUCGCGGUCACGUGCUGUUGGCGCCAUCACAGUGGACGAAUUCCAGUUCUGGGCAACAGAACUGUCAGAGAAGCAACUCAGGGAAAAUGGACCAAUAUAUUCAUUUCACAUUCCCAUGGAUAACUUGACUGAGGGUCACUUAGUAACGACCGAUUUUGAGCCGAACACUCGAGGGCGACUUCGGCAAGUCCCGGGAAUGAUCGGAAACGCGAUCCAAAUACCAGGUGCAGGCGAAUACAUCGAGUUUGUGGAUUUUAAGGACACUUGUUUGGGAAACACGACGGUCUGUAUGUACGGAUUUACCGUUGUGUUUUGGAUCAAAUUCGCGAAAAUGGAAAACAAUGCCUACGUUAUGGCAUCAGGUACAGCCGGGUUCUCGAUUUUCACGUUGGAAAAGCGUCUGUAUGUAACUGUUCAAAGCGGCGAUCGACUCUGGAAUGCGUCAGUUGCAAACCUUCAAACGAGCUCGUGGUACUUCCUGGAAAUCACGUGGAACCCAACGUCCGGUCUGGAGGUCUAUGUCAAUCAGAAAAUGGCGGUUAAACAGGAUGCGAGUUCUCCUCGCGUCGCAUAUUCCAGUAAAUACAACAAUUUCUACAUCGGUCGUGCGAACACAGUCAUGUACAACGAGAGGUACGCCGCCGCCACGGUUGAUGACCUUCAUCUGUACAACGGGGACAGACAGAGACUUCUGGGCCUGGAUUACAUAGCCCGAGGAAAACCAAAGAACGAAUUUUACGGAUUUGAAGCCAUCGCCAGCGGUGUCAUAGAGAACAAAAACCGGUUAGAACCAAUCAGAACGAGCGAUGGAGUGGUCCUAAUUCCGGGCAAAAUCGGAAAGGCCGUCCGAAUUAACGGUCUACGUCAGACUAUCGAUUUUCGUGCAGCGGACGGUUGCCUUAGCGAUCUGGAUUUGUGUCAUCAUGGGAUGCUGUUGUCACUUUGGAUAAAUCUUGAGAAAAUGGAAGACAAAAUGGUAUACAUAUCAUCCGCAAUAAACGGGAUCGAGAUCUCAGUCGCAAACCGGAAGUUGAUGGUCACGGCGGAGACGUCAACGCAGUUAUGGAAGUUGAUUACAUCAUCAGUGACGCCCGACACGUGGUAUUAUUUAGAGGUCACGUGGUCUUUGGAGGACGGCCUGACGCUAUAUUUGGACGGGAAAAUGAUUGCUAGGGACGUCAAUGCAGAUGAGAAAACAUCAACACCUGAUUCCACGCAACCCCGAUCAAAUACAUUCCUGCUUGGCAUUGACAACGCUGGUCGAAACAAGAGCGUUUAUGGCGCCGCCAUAUUUGAUGAGAUGGAACUCUGGGAAGGGUCACGUGACUAUCUUAUGUCAUUCGGAUACAUUCAGAGGGGCAAGCCGGACCAUUUUGUCAUCAGUAUGGAUUCUAUAGUUGACGGUGGAAGACGUCUUGAACAGGCGUCCUUACGCAUUAUGCUUUACGGAUAUCCAUUGCUAGAAAACGGCGUUGUAAAAAGUGCGCUCAAGCUUGACGGCAACCAACAAUAUGUUGAUAUCGGUACAAACAAUGACGUUUGCUUGGGCAAUCUUGACCAUUGUAAGUUUGGGAUUUCAAUUUUCUUUUGGCUUAACAUAGAAAGGUACAAUUACAACAUGUACAUUCUAUCAACUGGAAAGGAUGGUGUUCAGAUAUUUAGCAACCAGGGGCUCAUCUAUUUCACCAUAAACCACAUGCAACAUUCGUGGAGAUUAGGAAUACCGAACGUAUCAGAAAAGGAAUGGCAUUUCUUUGAACUCUCGUGGCACCCGGAUUUCGGAAUGGAUCUGUUUAUAGACUACGAUCAGCAAUAUCACGCGGACUCCCGCGUUAUACCGGAAACCUCGAGAUCUGACGACAGCCAUUUUUACGUUGGCCGACCGAAUCCAACCGAUGUCAGAGGUCAAAGUUAUAGCUAUGGGAACAUGGCUAUAGACGAGCUGGAAGUGUGGUAUGCCAGGAGAAGCUAUCUGAUCGCAUUUAAUCACCUUCUUCGCGAUCACGUGGGUUAUGAGUCAUUCUCCAUGGAAACGGCAUUGAACGACACCGUGUAUCACCCUCGUUAUCGUGUCACUCUAGAACGAGGAUCCAGUUUGGUACCCGGUCCCGUCGGCAACGCGGUCUCUUUGCGGGGACAAGGCGACUACGUCGAUUUAGGGAACCAUAUGGACAAGUGCUUUGCGAACAUAGACCUAUGCAAUCACGGGUUGACGAUUUCAAUGCUUCUGAAGCCGGAAAGUUUGAAAAGCGACCAGUACUUUUUGGCGGGACCGACGUAUUCGUUAUACUUGAAGAAGGGGAAAUUAAUUGCUGAAUUUCAUUCUGAAGGGAAAGUAUGGAACGUGACCUCAGAUAAAUUAAAUGUUAACACCUGGAAUAACAUCGUGUUGUCAUGGGAACGCGACUCUGGAUUAGAAAUAUAUCUUGACGGCAAACUGAUAAGCAGAAACAGUGCGCCAUUCGACGUUAACAUGAACGAUGCGUCGGGAACCGGAAAUGUGUACAUUGGGAAGUCCUCGGACAGUACCGUCGCCGGCACUGCUGAGAUGAUGGCGGAUGAAGUACAAUUUUGGCACGCCAGUCUUGAUGCAUUAAAGCUGAGAGGAUUAUACCAAGGGCCUGUACAGGAGAUAAUCCAGUUCAGCAAGAUGCCCCCUAGCGGCGUCUUGUCGCAGACCGGAAGGAGAAUCAGCCUGAAGGGUGGCGCUACGUUGGUUCAAGGGCUGAAGGCACAAGCAGUGAGGCUUAAUGGCACUCGUCAGUUCAUCGACAUGGGCGAAAAUCUCACGUGCAACGGUGACCUUGACAACUGUCGCCAUGGUUUCACACUGCGCUUCGCCACCAAACCGGAGCGUCUCACCAACAACAUGUACUUCCUUGACAGCUACCCUCUGUCAGUCUUCUACAGAGAUGGUCGAUUGUACGCAACGGUGCGGGCAGGCCGGAAGUCGUGGACGGUGGCGGCUCCAGGGUUCAAGGCGGGGGAGUGGCAGACCGUAGACGUAUCUUGGCACCCGGAAAUAGGUCUGACGUUGCUAGCCAACCAGCGCGAGGUGGCUGCGCACAAGACCCACGGCACGGACAUUGACCCCGUGUACGACUACGACCGUAACACGCUGUUCGGGCGAGCCAUGUCUGAUAUGAAGACCGACAGGUACGCAGACACGGCCGUGGAGUUCAUCGAGGUAUGGAACAUACGUAGGGACGUCCUCAUGUCGAAAAACACCAUUAACAUCGGCCUCCCCGGGAUCACUUCCGGUCUGGAUGGUACUGUGACGUCACAGCCCGUAAUAGGCACGUUGGCUCCACCAUUCAGUUCCGACGACUCUCGCUCAGUGUUCAUCACGACGGCCCCACAGACCGGAAAUGGGCAACAGUUUAACGCCGGUACCCGGCUUACGUCGGUUACAUCCACGUCAAAGAUCAUCCGUUUCUACGGAAAGUCCUACGUCCAGUACGACUUCAGCCAGCUGAUGGACGAGAUUCUCACCCCGGCCGACAACGAGACUUUCUCGAUGGAGUUCAUAACACAGACAGCGGACGGACUAAUCUGGAUCUGGAAGGGAACCGGCGGCCGGAAGAUGCAUUUUAGCCUCAAGAGCGGCACCUUGUUCUUCGUCAUAGACGACGGAAGGGGAAACCCACAGCAGGUGCGCAUUCAACAUCCGGACUCCCGCGUGCUAGGCGACUUCAAGUGGCACAAGAUCCGGGUAGACAAAAACGGACGACAGCUCAAGUUCUAUAUCGACGAGCAGCUGGCCACACAAGUGACGGCUUACACCGACGUUCAGUUCCUAACUUCCGGUGCUACUCUAUACUUAGGCGGAAGUAACAACACCCGAGUCGACACCGGAUUGGUCGAUACGAACUUCGACGGUGCUCUUGUUGAUGUUGAGGCGAAGAAGGUGAUCAGAAGUAACAAAGAGUUGAUCGUGAGUUUCCUGCAGUACGUGGGGGACUCCACCGGCGACAUCGACGUCUACGACAAAAACCAAUGGAACAUUGGCAACUGGACUUGGAGCACCACGAGGCCCUCUCCUGUCACUCCGCCCCCAAGACAGGUCAGUCUAUUGCCAACCCCAGUCACUUUCAAGUCCGGAAACUCCAUGUUGCUCGUCACAGACGCCUUGGACAUGCGCACUGGCGGCUCCAUGAGCUUUCGGUUCCGAACGCUAGAACCACGUGGUCUUCUCGUUAUGGGACACGGCUCGGCGGUUCAGUUCUUUGCUAUAGAGGUGUUUGACGGGAUCCUGUACUUUGUGGCCGACUUUGGCAGCGCUACUAGCCGGAACAUGUUCUCGGACAGUCGCGUUGAUGACGGUGAAUGGCACGAGGUUACGAUGCGUGUCGACCGGAAUGUUAGAACCGUGACGUUGACGCUGGACGGACGUCAGUUCGUCGACACCGUUUCACCGGAAGAGCUCCAGCGAAUGUACUUCUUCAAAACGUUCUUUGGCGGGUAUGACAACUUCGAGUCGGCCCCUUGGCCCUUAUACUCUCGAGAGGGAUUUAAAGGCUGCUUCGAGUCGCUCGUGAUAAACGGUGUCGGCAUCGACCUUCAUCGGGUCAUCAACACGCAGCGCCUUGUGGGGAUCGAAUUCGGCUGCAGCCCCAUGUCGCGUUCCUGUCAAUCUCAGCCCUGCGCUUACGGAUUCUGCAGGGACCGGAUGAACGGAUACGUCUGCGACUGCGCGAACACGCCAUACACCGGACAGAACUGCAACGCAAACGCGGUGAUCGCGGGUUGGGACGGAAGUAACUGGAGCGCGUUCAACUUCGUUAACCGGGAGGUGACCCAUACCAACGACCUCUCCGUGCGCUUCUACACGCCACUACGCGACACCUUGCUAUUCCGGACGGAAGCUGACAACAAGGACGACUACAUUCAGGCCGAGCUGGUCGACGGCAGGGCCAAGGUCACUAUAAAAGUGGACGGGAUUGUGAAGCAAUUCUUCACCGGAAAGAAUCUGAACGACUAUUUCUGGCACACUCUGUACAUACGUCGGCGGGCGGACGACGUUCAGGUGUGGGUUGACGACGAGGACAAAAUGACCGGCGUCAUGGGCGGCGAAAAUUAUAAGCUCUACAUCGACCGGAUCAUGUUCGGUUCCCUAGGAAACAAGGGCGAGCUUCCGUGGCGCGAACAACUAUAUCGGUUACAUGCAGAAUUUCAUCUACGACGAUAGGAGAUAUUCAACCUCAUGCGAUCACAGAGCACGAAUUCGAAUAUGCAGUGGUUUAUCGAGCCGGUUGAUAAACUUCCGUUGCUGACAUACAAACCAAUUACGGUCACUAGCAGCGAAACAUAUUUCCAGCUUCCGUCGAUUCCCUCCACAAGGACCAUGAAAAUUCUCUUCAAGUUCAAGACGCGAGAAUCCAACGGGUUAAUAUUGUACAACAGCGGAAGUGGAAGCGACGCGAUCGCUGUGGAGAUGAGCAACGGACAGCUCCGCCUGGCGUACAACAUUGGCGGCCGGAACCAGUUCACAGUGGUUCCCACGGGGCAGCUCAACGACAACAUGUGGCACACAGUGCAGGUGGCGCUCAAUGAACGCAGUCAGUUCACGGUGCGGGUGGACGGAGAGAACGUGCAGGUGUCCACUAGCGGCUCACUCAGUCUUGCCGGGACGCUGUACAUCGGCGGUCUGCCACAGGCGAUGUUCUCGCGACCGGAAGUUGCUAGUCUGAUCGAGUCGAGGAAGGGAUUCCGCGGCUGUCUCGCCUCCGUUGACCUGAACGGCGCUGUUCCGGACCUAAUGAACUAUGCCACGGACAAAUCCAAGAUUAUUGACGGGUGCCGCGAUCUAAAUGUUGCCUGCGCGCCAAACGCUUGCGCCAUGGGGAUGUGCGUGCCACGUGCCAAUGACUACUACUGCGACUGCAAUAUGACCGGCUAUGUCGGCGUUCCUUGCACGGACUUCCCGACCGGUUAUUACUUCGGCAAAAAUGGCGGGAGCGGCAUCGUGCUGUACGAGUUUCCUCUGGAGAGGCAACUGAACUCUAACGAGGACAUGCUGGCGUUCGGUUUUAUGACCCUGGAGCGCGACGGCGUCCUGUACCGGAUAGAGAGCGGCCUGGACAGCAACGAGUACAUCGAGAUACGACUGGAAAACGGCCACAUCAUAGCGGAGUCGAACACCGGAACUGGUCUAGUGAGGCUAGUGGAAGACUCGCGUCUCUUCAACGACGGCCAGUAUCACGUGGUGCGCUACAUCCGAACCGGAAGUAACAGCACCCUACAGGUCAACCAGCUGCCCACAAAGAUUGCCGUGAACACAGGUGUACUGUCACUGUUCAAACGGGUGCACCGCGUGAUGCUGGGCGGACGGACUGACUCGAGUGGCGCUAUCAUCCGUAACUACUACGGCAUCAUCGGAGGUGCCUACUACAACGGCCAUCGCUGGUUAGACCUGCUUCUCUCCAAGACCCAACUACACGGCAAGCUCGUACAGAUCAAGGGAGACGUCGUGCUGGUAAAACCCUUCCUGCUUACCGGCGGUGGAAAAACUACACCAGCGCCACCUGAUUUAGUCAUCCCGCCCGGUGUUACCAUACCGACCGAUAUUGGCGGCGGUGGCGUUAUUGGGCCAGGAAUCGGUGGUUCCGGCGGCAUUGUCCCGGAAAUCCCUAGCAUUGGCGGAGCGGGGGGUGUUCUGCCGCCCAUUACCGGUAUCGAUCUGGUGGGACCAAGCAUACAGGAUUCCGGGCGCAGUUGCUGCGGCUCAAGUUGGACCGGCUGGCAUGAUGGGCGGGGCGAGGCGGGGGCCGUUGUCGGCACAGUUUUAGGUACAAUGGCUUUUCUGACAAGUCUAAUGUGGGCGCUCUACAAACUGAAGCCCGGGGUCCCGACAUGUCUUAGUCCGGGGGCCGGGGCAGGCGGCGGUGGUGCUGGAAUGACAAUCUCAUCCCCUCGCGCGGCAUCUAAUUUGGGCGCAGUGCAAGCGGCGAGCGCUGGCGCCGGUGGGGGGUCUGGACUUUCCGCAGCUGGAGCCAACGGGGCGUUGUCCAAGGUUACGGUCGUCAACGGGAGUGCUUCCGGCGUGGGAGCGGGCGGUGCCGGUGGCGGUGCCGGCGGGGGAAGCUCCACGUACACGUCAUACUUCCAGUCCACAUCCACCACAGUCGGCGGCGGUAGCGCGGGCGGCGGUGGCGCGGGCGUAAGUGCCGUCGGAGGAGGCGCGGACGCGGUUGAUGCAUCAACACUGCGCGCAACAGGUACUUUCUCGAACAAGGGGACAGCAAUAGGAUCACCGACGGCUGCCCGACGGAACAUGUCGUCGUCGGCAUACUCUUCCAACUACCAGUCUAAUACGAUGCAGUCAUACGGGAGUGGCGGAGGGACAAUGGACCGAGGCUAUACAGGCCAGUACCUAUCUCAGUCUUCCGGUGACGGCAUUCCCGAUUACGACAUGCCUGUUGCCGGUACGCUCACUUCCGGUAAUUCCUACUCCUCGUCCACCCUGAACACGCACUACAAUUACCAGAAAACACUCACAAGUUUAAAGGUGGCAAACUCUGCGUACAGUACAAGGUUGAUAACAGUCGUUCCACCAAAAACCGACACAUACACUUCUGUUCUAAAUAUUAUCAUGACUUCCGGUAAGAACCAGUCAAUCUCGCCUCGUUCUGAUAUCUACUGCGCGGCGCUAGCACCAUCUCGUGACCAAGGGUUUGUUGACCGGUCCGAAGAUAUUAUUGUUGAACACUCGCCUCAGUUGCUGAUGGUCCGUUCAAAAAUAAACCAGUCUCUUCUAAAUGAUAGUAGAGCGAAUGGGAAUACAACAGUAGAAGGUGACGUCACAUCAAAAGUACAGAUACACACAGGACCUGCACCGUUCGCUAUGUAUAGCAAUAAAUCAUAUUUUGAAAUGCCGAAGGACAAGGAAACAUUGCAAAUAACGACCAAGAACGCGAAUACUACUAGAAGAACGUCUUUGCAAGUCCCAUCGAACAUUAAAACGACGGUAUCAAGAAACGGAUAUGAACGCCUAGAAAGCUGUUCGUCCGAAACCAACAUAAACUCAAUGACGUCAUCUGAAAUGACGUCAUCAAAAUCGAGAAAACGCGACGAACAUUCGAGAGACGACCUAUACGAAUCAACGGCGACAAUCACGUCGGAAAUCCAGUUGGGGUCGGUUGACAGCGAUUUGGAUGACAGACCGUUUGCACACCAGUUUGAAAAAAACAUUCUGGACUUGAGUUUGGAGGAUUUCAAGUCGAACUUUGCAGACAACAUUUACGCGAAAGUCGAUAAAACAUUGAAGACUGAGAAAUCGCACACGGUCUCGUCGAAAACCGAUUUUGAAAUGACAAACAUGACGUCCGAAUCCAGCAGUAGGACCGAGUUCGGCGGAUACACAGUGACAUGCACGGCCCAGCUCAAGGGCGACCGUACAGCAGAUACUGUCAGCGAGCUCCAAGAAACGCGCAUUGCAUUCAACGACACUCUGAAGAAUUUAGAGCAGUUCGCUGAUAUCGAUAUUGAUUUUGAGGACUCGCAUGGCGCUGUGGGAACGGACGCUUAUUUGGGUGGAAAUCAAAUUGAGCGUUCGGAAAACGUGAUUUCUUUCACGACACCUUCCCUCAUCAAGAAAACCGGAAAUACAGCCAUCAAGGAAUCGGGAACGUCUCAUUUCCAAACCGAACGCAUCGAACUGUCAGAAACGGCAUACAGUUGCGUUAAUGAAACGAGGGAUCAAAAAGCGUUUCAAGUAACAAUUAUCGAUACGACCGACAACGGUAGGAAUCUUGAUGCCGAACUCAAUACAAGCGUUCAUGAACUGCUCGCAGGUAUGGAUGUGCCGGAAGACAGGUGGGCCGCCGCGCAUGCGCUGACGGGAGACGCCGGUGAGGCGGACACCUACCAGGUUCAAAACCUAAAGACGGUCACGAUCAAUAAGCAAGGCCAGUACGUGAUGUCCAGCGGUAUGGCAUCCGGGGGCGCCGUCACACCGGGAGCUGCCGCCGACGAGGUGAGGGUCGACUGCUGCCUGAUGACGAGCGAUGGUAGGAACGUCGUAACCGGAAGUAGCCUCGGGCCACCCCAGGUUUGGGAUAUGCAGAACGGCGAGCUCCAGAACAUCAUGAAAGGGGACACGAUUGGCUCCACGCACCUCCACCUGGUGUGCGGGGACCGCCUGCUAGUGGGCGCUGUGCACGCGGAUAUGGAGAUCAACGAGUAUUCGUGUCGAAAGGGCGUGGUUAACCAUACAUUGCAGAUCUGGGACUUCAUGACCGGGAGACCGUUAUCCAUGGCGGAAGGCGAAUACUGUUCGGCGAUCUGCCCCAUGAGCGACAGCGACAAAGUGUUAUUCGGACGUACGGACAAAUUCGGUGACGCCACGUCAAUUAUCGCGUGGGACUUGAUGGGUAACCAAAUGAUCAAGGAGAUGCGAUACGACGCACCGGUUGGCAAUAAUGAUUAUAUUUCAUAUCUUAACAAAUCUAAAAACGACCGGUACAUCGUUGCUGGUUUCACCAAUUCAUUUGACAAUAACGCCGAGUUCAUGACCUUUGACAUGACUCUAACCAGCUACAACAUUAGUGAACCCGCCAUGUUGAAAUUAGACGCAAAUCCGGAAGUCACCGCCAUAUUACCAAAAGACGAAGCCGUGACGGGCCUGCGUAACGGUGACCUAGUUAUUUGGGGCAUUCGUAAUGCCCAACCAAGCCGGCAGCUCCUCGGAAGUGGCGGUGCGCAUGCGCACACGAGAGAGGUCAAGUGCGUCGCGCUGUCGGAAGACGGCCGCUACCUGGUUUCCGGUUCUGCUGACGGCACACUGAAAGUCUGGGACAUGAACACAGAGCGACCCGUACAGACCCUGCAAGGCCAUACGGAUGAGGUUUGGUGCACGGCCAUCUCAAGCGACAACGAGAUCGUGGUUUCCGGUUCCGCUGACGGCACGAUCCGCCUCUGGCGCGUGAAGAACGGCACGGAGAUGUGCGUGUUCAACUGUGGCGUGGACAUCUUCUACGUCACCAUGUCACGUGACAAGGGCACUAUCGUUGCCCUUGGCGACAAGUUCCUCGCCCGGAAGUUGAUCAUGUUGCAGGUGGUGCGCACAAAGAUCAAGAAGAUCGUCAGCUCUUAAAGUACACGUAUAUUCAAGGGACAGUUGAAUUAAAUCAUCAUUAUAUUUCCUAGCGUCGGUUUUCAAACAAAUUGUCGUUUGAAUCUUGAAUCUUGGAUCUAAAAUGGGCAUAAAUGUAUACAUUUACGUUUUUUAAUGUUGAAAAAUACACUAUUUGUUGUAACCAUGAGAUAAUUUUUUACCAUUUUGAUAAAAACACACAAAAAGUUCGUCCCUCAAAAUAAAACUUUAAGUACAAACGCUUAUCAUUUAGCAAUAUGCUUGUUGGUGUGAUCUUUAGUACACAUGUUAUGUAAUGCAAACUGAAAUUGAGAAUUGCUAUGCAAAAGCUUGAUUAAUGUUAUUUGCAGCAGUAUUUUCCAAUUCAGGGUUUCAUGUCUUAACAGUUGUAUAAAUGAAAUAUAACACGUUGUUAUUUCUCGGUCCAUACUGAUCUUGAUUGUAUGCUUUCCUUAUAUUGAGUUGAGUACAAUUAAAACUUUGUUUAAUGUGUAAAACGCAGUGUUAGUUUUACAUUUUUUCACUGAAAUUUUCUGUGUGCUUUUAAAAACUUCCAAAAUUUAAGAUGUUUUCGUUACUUAGUAAAUAAAUUCGAAUUCGACGAAUUCCCAGUAAUAUUAAGAUAAUGGGGAAUUGUUAAAGUGGUUUGGUAACGUGUUGUAAUUAUAGUAAUAGUAAUAAACUGGUUUAGUUCUUAAUAUUGUGUUAAUAGCCGCUUCACGCUGUCUGUUAAUUUAUUCAUUAUAUAUCCCAGUUGGUUUAUUUUGUAUGCAUUAGCGAUAGUUAGCCGUUACAUGAAUUGAUGAUACCUCCAAAAAAUACGCUUAGUAUCAAAUUCAACGUCUAUUUUGACCAUUCGAUUUUCAUUGGUGUUUAUUUGUACAUGGUAAACUUUGAUAUUAACAUCAGUUAUUUUCUGUACAGUUAUAAUAUCCGAUGUGGUUUUAAAACUGUCUUCUUAUAAAUACUUAUAAAUGAAUAUCCAUUUUUUUUAUAGAAUUUGUUUUUAGACUCUAUGUAUUGGUUUACAAUGUAUUGAUCUAUAUACAUGUGCAUUGUUCACAUUUAUUAUGCAUACUGUUGCAAACUGCUAACUGCUUAAUAAAUAUCCGAAAUAAG
Molecule: messenger RNA, 12917 nt
Organism: Dreissena polymorpha
Lineage: Eukaryota; Metazoa; Mollusca; Bivalvia; Myida; Dreissenidae
Molecular function (GO): protein binding
Source: RefSeq, a predicted model, not a curated record